Mauremys mutica (yellowpond turtle) is the source of this 1740-nucleotide messenger RNA. Its product is annotated as predicted GPI-anchored protein 58. Lineage: Eukaryota; Metazoa; Chordata; Testudines; Geoemydidae. The transcript has 3 exons. The record is from RefSeq and is a predicted model, not a curated record. Bases 38 to 661 code for a protein of 207 amino acids.
GGAGCCUGUGGAGGGUGCAGAGUGAGUCCAUGGGAAUAUGAGCAUGGCUACAAUAAUCGCAUUCAUCGUACUUAAGCCUUGUAGGGAGGCGCCCUGGCUCCCCGCCACGCCUGAGAAGGACGAGCCAGACCAGGCGCCGGAGUGGGCGGAGCCACCGCCGCCUGUCCCUGCCCCCCGGAAGUCAAGGGGCAGGACAGGAAGUAUAAAAGCCCGGCCCCGGCGCUCAGUUAGGCGGAGGCUGCCGGAGAGGACAGACGUAGGUGCUCGAGCUCCCGCCGGGGCCAGCCUUCCCCGUGCCCGGUAUCCAGAGGAGCGCUGGCCUGACCUUCCCCGGGCCCGGUACCCAGAGGAGCUACCUGAGCGUCCCCGUGCCCGGUAUCCGGAGGAGCUGCCGGAACUCCCCUACGCCCGGUAUCCAGAGGAGCUGCCUGAGCGUCCCCGUGCCCAGUAUCCGGAGGAGCUGCCGGAACUCCCCUACGCCCGGUAUCCAGAGGAGUCACCUGAGCUCCCCUCCGCCCGGUAUCCUGAGGAGCCCAUGGUCUGGGACCCACCAGAUGACGCCGGCGAGGGACAGGAAACAGGAAGAAAUAGCAAAGGCAGCUCCAGCCCGUUUCAACUAACUACUUUUCUUUUCCCGAAAAGGACAAUUACUGCCAUCUAAAAGACCAUCAAACAAGGGGAAUUUUCCUUCUACAGGCUCCCUCUGACUAAAGGGAAAGGGAACAAGGAAUGUUGUUUAAAUGAAACCCUUACUUAAUAUUUUACAUUUCAAAUGCUUUAAUUGUUUUUCUUUUAUUCCUGUUUCUUUUAGUAAAAGGUUAAAAAGAUUUUUAAUAAUGUGUUUGCCAUAGUAUUAAGCACAGUACUAAUGAUGAACAGUGACAGUGUCAUGUUAACACCUUUAUUCCAUCUAAAUUAACACAACAGUGUCUAUUAAAGAUUCCGGACAUUGGUUGGAAAAACUUCAUUACCAACAGAGAGGUGAGAAAUCACCAACCAACAGCUUGCUUCCACCUGAAUCAGAAGGAAGCACUCAACAUAUUUGGGACAUGUUUUCCGAAUGCCAACACACAGAUUCCUACAUGGAAAUCAACUGGUGCAAGGAAACAAGGGCACCCAAGAGAAAACUCACAAAGAACUCUUAGCAGGGAGGGCAGAAGAGUCAUUCUCAACAUCAAAGAGCAGAUGGAAGCAGCAGCAAAAGACAGAGAGGAAUGGAAGAGACUAGUUUCCACCCUGAUCACCAACAUUGUCACAGGAAGACUGCAUUAAAAAAAAGUUAACGUAUUUCUUGCGAGCAUGGUAUCUUCCAUCUCACUCAACUUCCCAUCACCCUAACGUGGACAGUCCUUGAAACCAAGCUCCUCUUUUGGCUGUUAUCUGGAUCAGGACAGGAAGCAGCACUGUAAGCUUCUGAAGCAUUGCCUUGCCAAUGUGCCUCCAGCCUGGCCUGAAGGGUUUGCAUCUCUAGGGGUGAGAGGGUAAUUCUACCUCUAUGCCUAGUUAGUCUAUGCUCUCUCUGCUGACACUGCCAAUUGUAAUGGUGUUUUGAGAUGUGAGCAUCUGUCUACAAGGAGCUGGGCUAAGACCCAUCAACUUAAUUCACUAUAUGCUGCUGAAGAACUUGACCUACACUUAAAACUCAAGGUAAAAGGCUCAAUAUAUCCCACUUGAACCAUCCAGUCUCCUGACUGUUCCUACUACUGACCAACAGAAUGUGACCAAAUGCCAAAAAUAAGA